This is a messenger RNA of Parus major (Great Tit), 1885 nucleotides long. It is a transcript of the gene CTNNBIP1, whose product is annotated as catenin beta interacting protein 1. Bases 116 to 361 code for a protein of 81 amino acids. Gene Ontology annotation, biological process: negative regulation of Wnt signaling pathway. The transcript is spliced from 4 exons. Lineage: Eukaryota; Metazoa; Chordata; Aves; Passeriformes; Paridae. Gene Ontology annotation, molecular function: beta-catenin binding. The record is from RefSeq and is a predicted model, not a curated record. Gene Ontology annotation, cellular component: cytosol; beta-catenin destruction complex; nucleus.
GGCAAUUCCCUCAUACAUUUUUUCAGCUCCCAUCACUGAUCAGGACUGAACACGUGGAUUAUCUGAUCUCCUGUGGUUUCUAGAAGCAGGAAAUCCAGGAGCUGGCAGGAGGGGAAUGAACCGUGAGGGCGUCCCCGGGAAGAGUCCGGAGGAGAUGUACAUCCAGCAGAAAGUGAGAGUCCUGCUCAUGCUCAGGAAGAUGGGAUCAAACCUGACGGCCAGCGAGGAGGAGUUCCUGCGCACGUACGCGGGAGUGGUGAACAGCCAGCUGAGCCAGCUGCCCCAGCACUCCAUCGACCAGGGUGCUGAGGAUGUUGUGAUGGCAUUUUCCAGAUCAGAGACAGAAGACAGAAGACAGUAACCACAGGACACGUGAACAACACCGAACUGGGGAGGACAGUGAGAUUCCUGAAGAUAGAGGAGGAUGGCUGAGCAUUAAUAAGUUCCUCUGCCCACCCUAAUUGUUCCUUGGUGUUCCUUCUCCUCUGUAAUGUUGUUUCCCUUUGCCCAACCCUCAGAAUGCAUCUCACAGCCGUCUAUUCCUGGCAGAUUUUGCAACUCAGCCGGGCUGUGUUCAUUAAGGACAAACCUAAAGGUGUGGUUUUGGUUGGCUCAAAGGGACAGGCUGUGGUUGGAUAAAGGAAGGCAAUUUUUCAAACUUGACCAAUGGAAACCUUUUAUCUGACAUUUUAUUUUAUAUUUUAAACAAAGUCUCUUGACAUCCUACUUUUAAAGAAGCUUUUCAUGCUGUGGUGCUUAUUUAGGUCAAACUUGUGAAUUUGAAGAGGGUUUGAUUUGGCUGCAUAGAACUGGAAGCAACUUGUGAUUGGGUGACAAUGCAAAAGCUUUCCCUUCAGUUGGAUUGCAGGUAUUUUGCUGACUCCAACAUUUUCGUUGCUGGAAGCUGAUGUUUUUGGUGCAUUGUUUAUUUCUUUAUACUUAUUGACUUGGGGGGGAAAAGACAAAUGUGCUUUGCAAUAUUUAUUACAUCUACACACAUAUAACGCUUGCUUUUGGGGGGUUGUUUUGGUUUUUUGAUUGGCUUUGAAGUCAUGGUUUGAUUUCCUUUUGGCUGCAGUGUUUCUGAUGCAAUCAGUUUUUCCAUACUCAGCUGCUCUCUGGCCUCCAGCUCUUUUGGGAGCAUGUGUCAAAGCAGAUUUGGUUCAGGAGGUGCACCUGGCCAGGCUGGAGGCCAGAGCUGCCCAGCCCUGGUGGCCACUGGGGGCUGUGCCCAGCACUCCUGCCUGCCCUGGGGCUUCUCUUGGCUUCCCCCAGAGGAGCUGGAGAUGUUCUGCAGGAAUUGCAGGAAUGAGAUCUGAGGCUGCCACAUGAAUUUGCCAAAUUUGUAUAGAGAAUAUGUGAACUUGUUUAAAAUACUAGAGUUCCACUUUAACCCUUUGAUUGCUGCACAAGACUAGCUCUCACAUUAAGAACAAUUAACGAUCAUUAAAUUAAAUCCAGCUUGCACUGGGCUUUAAUAAACGGAAGUUUCUAGUCACUUGAAAAAUUGUACAUGGCUUCCCUCCUUGCAGCUGUUUGGUGAUAGGGAAAUUCCCUGGAUCCUGGGCUGACAGCAUGUUCUUGAGGCACUGUUCCAGGAGGCAGCAGUGCUGCAUUAGGCUGAGUGUGCAGUGACACUCCCAGGUUUGCUCUCUGUAGCUGCAGGGUCCUUACACAGACCUUUACAGACUGAAAAAGCUGCAGUGGAAUUCCCGAGGUGCACUGACUGUUCAGGAAUCUGCACAGUCUCCAGCACUGCUGCCUAAAACCAAGCACUUCAUUUUCUCUCACGUGUGCAGGUGCUUUUAACAAAACUUCUGGAUUUUGCUGUGGGUUGCACUGACUUCGAGAUGUUUCAGAAUCUAUUAAAGCUGAACCCAAUUUA